CUAUCAGCAGUAAAUAAUGAAUGAAGCUGUCAGUCAGUGGUGAUAGUGUUUCGCGUGCAACAGCAUUGUAAAGAUGGACACACGAGGGAUGUAUAAAAACUUUAAUUCCCGUCAUUAUUUUGUCAGGAAAAAGUUGAUAAGCAUGUAAUAUACGGACCACAACGGAGAAAAGUGCGAUCAACAAGUGUUAACAAACUACAUGGAAACUAAACGAUUUAGAAUAACUUAUUUAAAAUAGUUAAUUUGUUUAUUUCAAAAAGGAAAAAUUUAGUUACAGGCCUGAUUGUGAUAAUGUUAAGCUCGUUAUCCAGAGGCUAUGGAACCUGGUCCGGGGAGCUGUAUGAUCGUUAUAAUGAUGAUAUAGAUACUGAGUCUCUACCAUGUAUAGAUCCCGGAGAAAGUGCCCACAGACAUGGCAUCACAGUUGGGCUGGGAUCCAGGGCCCCUACUACGAUGUCUAUGCGUUCAGGGAAGGAACAGCCUCUAACAUGUACCCUCACUCCGCGCUCCGAUGGGAAACUCAACAUCCCUAAAACGUUCACCACCCGUAAGGGAGCAUUGAUUUUGUUUUCAUCACAAGAAGAAGUAGACAAUGCUGGGUCAGCACCAAUGUCCCGAUCUUCUUCCAGACAAAAAUCAGCACUGUCUAAAAAAUUUAAUGCUAUAGAAACUUGUUCAGCCCUAGGUACCCUGGAUAGACUGUCAUUGUCAGUGCUGCGGUACGGAGACCAGGAAGAGUAUGACAGAGAAAACGCAAGUAUUGCUGAUGAAAAAAACAAGAUGGUGCUGAACUUCAUUCACUCACUAGAUGAUCAGGAUGUGGACAGUAGAGUUCGCCCGGGUAGUGAGCUGUCUUCAUACUUGCGUGACCUCAAGUAUCAUUCAAGUCAUCAUGGUGCCACGUAUCUUCCACGGAGCCGAGAGACAAUGGAGUUACGGGCCCUUCUCCAGGGUCUUCAGGACAACAGGUGGCCGAUGUCUUACUCUACUACAGAAGGGGCACCAAUAAUAGACAAAUCUAACGCAGAACAAGUUUACCAGGCCGAGUUCUCGUGGUUCAACUAGACCUGGAUCACCAGCGUCUGGUACUACUACACCCAGGUCCAUCUUAUCGGCACGAAAACUGACAGCUUCACUAAAGUCUCUCAACACAUACAGACAACCUUCUAUAGCUGAUGGUAGCGAGUUGGAUGAUGAACAGAGCACCAGUACACAUCCAACCAUCAGUGCCAAGGUCACACGAAGGUCACCACCACAAGAUGGUUCUGUUAGAACUGGAUCAGCAUCACCCCAGAGGUCAAGGACACAGCGCUUGGGCCCAUCCUCAAUCACAGGAAGCAUUGAGGAGGAGCCAAGUGACCUUAACCAAGGUUGGAGAGGUAGUUCUGUAGGGACGUACCUCACAGGUACAUCCGAGGCCCCAGAUGUCUCCAUCCCAUCUAACCUUGGUGAUGACAAUUACUCAACGGAGCAGGGACACAGUCACUUAUUGAAGGAACAAGGUGAAGGUCACUCAGAGAUGGAACCAGGUGAAGGUCACUCACGGGACGAGGAAGGUGAUGGGCAUGAUAAAAAUGGUGUUGGGUUAGAACAUCUGUCAGAGGGUAGUGAUGGCUCUGACAUAGAAAUGUUGUAUACUGCGGGUAAUGGUGGUGUGGAUGGUAGUGUAGAUGUUGUGGAUGGUGAUGGUGUUGUAUCUGUUGUCUCUCCUUUCCCAACCAUGCAGCAUGACAAAUCUACACAGUUUGAGCAGCAUGACAGUUCCUCCCCCUCCCCAUAUCCUGAACAAUCUCUCUCGUGUGAUCUCAAGGUGGCGGUGGACAAUGCUUCUCCUUUAGAACAUCCUCAACUCUCGGAGGACAAGAAACUUUCCUCGGCAGGCCCUGGUAUAGACAGGCUGUCGGUUGCUGAUGAUGGGGGUGAUGUGGAGUCCAGUAUCACUGGGGUCAGUGAGGACACCACAGAACCUGUUACCAUCAAAGUUGACAUCAAUACCCUUAUUGCAGGCCCCAUACCAGAGGAGGCCCCAAACAUGGCUGGGUCAGAGACCAACUCCCACCAAGACACUGAUAGAAACAAUAUUGAUGGAGAAAAUUCUGUCAAAAUUCCAACUGAAAUAAGUCUUAUUGCCGGAGAAAAUGUCGCAAAAUCAUCAGAUGGAUCCCUGCCUCAAACAAGGAGUUCAAGUAGGGGCAAAGGCUCUCCGAGAUCUGUCACCACGCCAACCAAGGGAGGAAGUAGGCAGUCUUCAGCCAAGAGGGUGUCUUCAGGCAGGAAGUCACCAAAAAGGGAAGCCACUCCUGUGAAACUUUCUUCAAGACAGUCAUCAGCAAAAAGUAAUGCAGACAUACAGAUGUCUUCACAUGAGAUUGAGGUCAAAGAUACAGAGACUUUGAUUGCUAUUGAAACAAAGGUUGCUGGAGAUGUAGAGGAUGUAGCCAGCAUAGCUUCCUCUGUCCUAGUAGAACAGGACAUUGUGUUGCCAGCGCAAGACGACACUGGGGAUACAAACAAUGGUGAGACAGCAAGUUUACCUGUGGAUGGUGUAGCACAACCACUUCAACCCCAGUACACAGGUUCCUUGGCCAGUGGAGAAGGAUUUGUGAUUCAAGACAAUGUACCCCCAAUUCCAGUAGCUACCCCUCGUUCAUCUCGACCAGUGUCGAGGACCAGCUCUAGGCCAGCCUCUCAAAAAACAGGACAGCUACCUCUAGCAGAAGAACCUAUAAUAGUGUCACCAAAGACCACUGGACCACAGGAGCAAAAUGUGGAGCAAACUGGGACACAAAAACAAGACAAGAAAAUUGAGCAGAAAGUGGAACAUAAGAUACCUGAUACUGCUGGCCUAGCUGUGGGCAAUAAGGAGGAGACCAAGCCUAAACCUCCUGAAGGGGGAAGGAAGGGGCAACAACGCCGGGGCCACUUACCUCGAGGUAAGAAGGCUAAGAAAGAUGUUACCAAGGCAAUUGACAUCUCUUCUGUACAGCCGGACGAGGAGGAGAAACCGAAGGAACAUGAGAUUACUGUGUACAAGACUGUCAAGGUUGCAGCUCAGAAGGAAGAGACCAUUAUUCCAGAGUUUAUUUCUGAGGAGGCAGCUCGGCGUGAGGAAGAUUCCAAGGAAGCCUUGGAGAAACAAAUGGUGGAGAUGUCACAGAUAGUGGACAACACCAUGUCAGGGACAGUACUGGAGGAGGGUGAGGCUGGACUUACAGACAAGGAACUAGAACUGGCACAGAAAAAAGUACUGGAGAAAAUAGCAGAUGCCAAGGAGAUGAUGGAGAGAGCAGACAACCCACAGCCACCCAAAGAGGAAAAACCUGUCAAAAAGCCAGUAGGAAAGAAAGGAGGGAAGAAAAAUGUUGAGAAAAUAGUGGUGGACACAGAGAAAGAAAAACUAAAAGAAAUGAGAAGGCUUGAAAAAGAGCAAAGGUUGGAAGAGGCCAAGGCACUGCAAGCAAAGAUAGAUAAACAAAGGGCAUUGAGACAGGCCAAGGAGAAAGAAGCACGUGACAAAGGAAAGCUGACUAUUGACAAUGUGGAGCUUGAGCUUGAGAUGGAAAGAUUGGAGAGGGAGGCAGAUGAGAUGCAACAAGCAGAGGAUGAAGUGCGAAAUGCACUCGCUGAAUCAAGGAAGACACAAAGGGAAGAGCGUGAUAAUCGGCGGAAGGCUGAUCUUGAAAGAAAAAAACAGCUAGCAAUAGAACGACGAGAAAAGGAGAGGAAACUGAUGGAGGACGCAAAAAACAAGGAGCUGGAGAUGUUGGAGAAGAUUGAAGAUGCCAAUGUUAGGAAACGUCAACGAGAGGAAGAGGAACUGAAACAGGAGGAAGAAGAGAGAUUAGCUCAGGAACGUCUAGAGGAGGAGAUGAGAGAGGCUGAAAGGCUUGCAGAGGAGGAAGAAGAGAAACUCCGGGAGCUGGAGAGACAGGCAGAGGAGGAAGCAAUGCAGCGACUGAUUGAUGAGAGAGAGGAAGCUACACGCAAGAAAAGACAAAUAGAGGAACAGAAAAGAUUGAUAGAGGAGGAACAGGAGAGAAAAAGGCAAGCCAUCAUUGAAGAAGAGAAGCGAUUGGAAGCAGAAAGAUUAAAGCGGGCAGAGGAAGAGGAUCGGAAACUACAGGAGGAAAAGAGAAGAUUGGCAGAAUUACAAAGAAUUGAAAGUGAGGCCCGGGAACAGAUGCAGAAGGAACUUGCUCACCGACGGGAGAUAGCUUUGGCACGACGUGAACGAAACCUUGAGGCCCGCUCCAACAUGACUCGACUCAAACAUGCGCAAGGAAUCACACAGCCCUGGGUCUGGUCCUACUUCAUACAGUGGCCCCUAGAGACCUAUAACAUACCAAUAGGAGGGGAGCCAGAUGAUAAGAAGAAGAAGCGCCCCAAACCAAAGGGCAAGAGAUGAUGACCUGGUCUUAUCAACACUUAGUGCCUCCUCUAUCACUAUGUACAUUGUCAGUAAUUAAUGUUGUGUUGAAUUACAUGAAGAAAAUAUUUUUCUAGAUUAUAAAAAUAAUUUUCAAUAUCUCGGGUAUUGAUAUGAAAAUGUAAGUAAGAAUCCGUCAAAUCUUCCAAGGACCAUUUCAAGUAAAGAUGAAAACAGGACACAGAAAAGUAGGGAAGAACUACUAUAGUAAUCUGUACCACCCACCAUUAUUUCCUUUCUGGGUCACUACACAGUGGAUGUUAUAACAAGUUUAGACCGAACAUCCAUAUAUUUAAAUAUCUGCCAGGAACAUGUAAACAAUAUAUGUCUUCACUGUGUAAUCAUAUGUCCACUACCUUUAUAUAUAGAUACAUAAAUUAGGGUGUUUCGGUAUUUAAUUAUGACUGAUAUCUUUACCAAAUGGGUUGGUACUACCUUGUACAUUUGGUUUCUGAAUUAUAUCUCAUAGUUUGCCCUUGUUAAUUGCAAAUAUUAUUGGAUUUGUUAAGAAUUUUUGUUUUUAUGUUCCGAGAUAAUCGUAAUAGAUUGAUGUAACUGUCUGCAGUACAUGACUAGGUUAGUUCAUUCUCAUGUUAGUUAUCAUCUAGCCACGAUUUCAGAAACGGUUUUGUUUAUGACAAUAUGGUCCUCUGUCCAGUUCAACAAGACUCAGGGAAUGUUCUGCUUUUAAUUAAUUUUGCCUUAUUGUAAAGUCUACUUGUCACUGAAUACACAGGUGUCGUCUUUACUAAGGUUUCGAUAUACAGUGGGACCACUGUGGUUUAUGUUCAGUCAGAUAACAUUGUAUCAGUGGGAUAAUCAAGGGUAUGUGAAUUACUAUGCAAUAGAGUUUGUUAGUGCAGUUUUUGUCAUACAUCCAUUUAGAAUCUAUAUAAAUCUGUAAGAGGUGCACAGCCCUCUAUGUUGAUUCAUGCUAUCUGUGAUAUUUAAAGAUUUAUUUUUGUUUUUUGUAUUUUUUAAACAGUUAUUAUGGCCCCAUUGGCAUAUUGGGAUAUUGUAGCUACAGGUGCCAAAUAGUAAUCACUUUUUCUGUGCACAGAUGUUCAGUUCACAAAAAUACACAUUUGGAGAAGGUCAUAAAAUGUCAUUAGAUCCAGAGGUGAAGGUCAAAUUUUGUACAUUUUCACUGUGUUCAGAAAAGGUCAUUCAAGGUCAUUAGAUCCAGAGGUGAGGGUCAAAUUUUGUACAUUUUCACUGAUGAACAUUUUGCUAUGACAUUAUGAAGCAAAGUUGGUCAGAAUUGAACAAGGAUUCAACUGAUCUAAGGUCAAGGUCACUUAUUCAAAGGUCACAUUUUGUAUUUUUUCCUUGAUAUAACAUUCUGUUAUGACAUUUAGUAAUGAUGCAAAGAUAGUUGGAAUUAAACAAGACAACUGACACUGACAAAAAAUCAAGGUCACUAAGUCAGAGAUCAAGGUGAUUUUGGUGCAAUCAAACCUGACAAAUGAGUUUUAUACCAGUAUUGUCAUUUCCAUUAACCCACAAAAUAAUGUGGAUGAAAACAAGAGUCAUAUCAUAGUAAAUUGUGAUUUGAAAUUAUAUUUACUUCUUUGAGAUAGUUUUUGAAGUCCAAAUGUUUAGUGUUGACAUCAGCUAUAUGGGCUUUUUGAUGAAUAUGUGGAUAUAUUGCCAAGCAACAAGGCCAUUGCAGACCUGUCAGUGACGAGUUAUUUUAUUUUUAGAGAACAGAAAUAGAGCUUUGUAUGUCUAACUGCAUGCUAGCUUAAUGUUUUCCAGCCAUGUAUGCCCUCUGUAGCUACUUCUAGUCCUAUCCAAGGGUCUAAUAUUACAAUCAAUAGUCACUUUCAUUCUGUCAGGACUAGACCCUGGUAAGGAAUCUUCAGAUGGGUCACUGUACUUGAUGCAAAUUAUUGCACAAGAAAAAUUCUGAAUUGAUGUCAUAAUGCUAGAGUUAUCAUAAAAGUUAAUUAACUCUUUUAUGAAAAUGUUAAUAAAUUGUGUUUAAAAUUAAUUUUACAUUUUGGAAAUUUGAAGAAAGACCAUAAUUAAAAGCAACCAAUACAUGUAGUAAAUUGAAUCAAAUUGUCUCAUCUGUGUAAAACUUUUACAUACUUGUGAUUAAAAUGAGUGUAUGUACAAUAUUCAAGGUAAAGAGUAACUGUUACAGUAUAUUUAUUUAUUUAUUUACAACUUUAUGUUAGUCUUUACUUAUAUAUAUGUAAAUAUUAAACUUAUAUUGUUACCUGUAGAAAUAGCAAUUAGGUUAUAUAAAGUAUACAAGGUGAAAAUGUAUUAAAUGCACUAAAUGUAUGUAUAUUUAGCUCACCUGCCUAAGGGGCGAUAAUAAACUUAUGCCAUGAUGUGGAGUCAUUUGUCUGGCAUCAAUGUUUUCAUUUAAAUGACUUAUCGAUAACAAAGAGGUUCAUUGUCAUGAUAUUAGGAUGAAGUUCUACUGAACAACAAACUUGUCCAAAAUGGUGCCUUGACCUACAUUCAGGGUCACAGGACUCAGGUGGCUAAAAUCUUUCAACCACUUCAUAUAUUCUCAUUAGGCCCAGGGUAAUGAUAUUGGGUCAGAGAGGAACAAGGGCCGAUUUGUUCGAAUGAAAGGCAUUGAUUUACUUAUACUUGAAGUCAUAUGGGUCAAAUGUGAAAUUGUUACCGAAUAUCGAAGCCCCAGUGUUACGAUAUUGAUUUUACAAUUGUAUCAGUUUGAGGUCAAGGCCAUCAUAAGCUGACGAUCAGGCGAGUGAUUCAGGCCUGUUGGGCAAUUUGUUUCAUUUGUUAUAAUAUAUAUAUUGUGUUAUAGCUAUCAAAUUGACUUAUAUUUUUGAAUAUGCUUAAUAUAUUCAUACAUUUGCUAAUUAUUUUUAUAAGCUUCGAUAUCUUACAAAAUUUUCAUUUUUUCUUAUAUUUAUUCUUUUAACACUUUUGAAUUCCGUGGGUCUUGGGAUAUCUGCGAUAGAGCACACUUUACUGUAACCAUUGUUCCUUUAUUUUACUGUUAAUAAAUUAACCAUUGUGCAAUAGUGAUUUUAACAUUAUUCUCACUAGAACAUGUAGUUAUAGAUGUGCAAUCAAUGGCACUUUUAUAAGAUUUCCUAUCUCAAACACCAGUAUUGUGUCAGACUUGUAAUUUUAAAACUUUGUCAGGUAUGUCCUUUAAAAAUAUUGUUAUGAACUAGUUCUUCAUUCAACAAGACCAUUCCCUGGUGAAAUCAACAAUCAAAUCAGCCAUCACCAGGUUUUACUGAUUUAUUAUAUAUUUGAUUGAUUAGCUAUAAUAAAUCUUAAAAUGCUUUUGUUGUAUCAUGUUAUGGUAGACUUUUUCCUGGAUUAUGUGCCCUUGCCUUGUAGGUGUCGCCACACCUCUGUACAGUGUGGCACCUGUCCGUCCAUCAAUGCUCAGAUACACUCCAGUUUCCUGCUUCAUGUAUACACUGCACUGUUAUCUAUUAACUAGGUCAUAAAAUACUGGUAAAUAAAGAACAAUACAACUAGAA
This is a messenger RNA of Pecten maximus, 7911 nucleotides long. Its product is annotated as ABC transporter F family member 4-like. The transcript is spliced from 24 exons. Lineage: Eukaryota; Metazoa; Mollusca; Bivalvia; Pectinida; Pectinidae. The record is from RefSeq and is a predicted model, not a curated record. Bases 1520 to 4405 code for a protein of 961 amino acids.